AUGCUUUUCCGCAAUUUAAUACCCGCAGCCAUUGCGCUGCUGCCCGCAAUUGCCUCGGCAUCGGCCGUCAUCGACCUCACACCCUCCAACUUCGACGAUGUCGUUCUUAAGUCCGGCAAGCCCGCCCUCGUAGAGUUCUUCGCGCCCUGGUGCGGCCACUGCAAGAACCUCGCCCCCGUCUACGAUGAGCUCGCUGGCGUCUUCCAGCACGCUGGAGACAAGGUCAGCGUCGCAAAGGUCGACGCUGAUGCUCACAAGGCGCUCGGCAAGCGUUUCGGUGUCUCAGGCUUCCCUACCCUCAAGUGGUUCGACGGAAAGAGCGACAAGCCUACGGAUUACAGCGGCGGACGCGACCUCGAGAGCUUGAGCAAGUUCAUUACCGAGAAGAGCUCUGUCAAGCCUAAGGUCAAGGGCAAGCUGCCUAGCCAGGUCGUCUACUUGGACGACAAGACCUUCAAGGAGAAGGUUGGAAAGGACCAGGAUGUGCUUGUUGCCUUCACUGCCCCAUGGUGCGGACACUGCAAGACCCUCGCCCCCGUCUGGGAGACGCUCGCCAACGACUUCGUUACCGAACCCGGUGUCUUGAUCGCCAAGGUCGACGCUGAAGCUGAGAACUCCAAGGCCCUCGCACAGGAGCAAGGCGUGUCGUCCUACCCGACCAUCAAAUACUUCCCCAAGGGCUCCACCGAGCCUCUCCCCUAUAACGGCGCCCGCGCCGAGAAGGACUUCGUCGACUUCAUCAACGCCAACGCCGGUACCCACCGCGCUGUAGGUGGUGGUCUCGACGCCACUGGUGGCACCAUUGAGGCCUUCAACACCCUCAUUGAGAAGUUCCAGGGCUCGUGGGCCGGCGGUGCUGAGGAGGCCAAGACCCUCGCCGGUACUCUGCAGGACAAGUACGCCGAAUACUACGUCAAGGUCUUCAACAAGAUCGGUGCCAACCAGGAGUACGCUGCGAAGGAGCUCAAGCGUCUGCAGGGACUCAUUGCCAAGGGCAACCUGGCACCCGAGAAGAUGGAUGACUUGAUGAGCAGGAGCAACAUUCUGAGGAAGUUCAUGGGUGAUGCUGAGGAGGAGAAGUCGGAGUUGUAG
Messenger RNA from Alternaria incomplexa, 1092 nucleotides. RefSeq lists its product as uncharacterized. Gene Ontology annotation, biological process: protein folding. Gene Ontology annotation, cellular component: endoplasmic reticulum. The record is from RefSeq and is a predicted model, not a curated record. Gene Ontology annotation, molecular function: protein disulfide isomerase activity. The transcript has 2 exons. Bases 1 to 1092 code for a protein of 363 amino acids. Lineage: Eukaryota; Fungi; Ascomycota; Dothideomycetes; Pleosporales; Pleosporaceae.